AAUGAAACAUCUUUGUCACCCAAGCACUAAAGACCCCUUUUAACUUUUACUAGGCUCUGUAACCUAUUCUAUCUUGAUUCCUUGUUCUCCAAAAAUUGAAGCAUCUUAAAAGUUGGGCUUGCUCUAUCAGCACAGCAGAAGCUGUUCUUGGAUCCUUUUCAGAUCAUUUUCGUUCUCCAUCUUUCUUUCCCUUGCCCAUUUCAAGAUGGGAUUGAACUUGUUACCUCACUUUCCUAUAUGAGUAUCUUUGCUGAUUUUAGUCACAGAACAAAGAUAUGGCUCUUGCUUCACGGCCUAAAAAGGAGAUACAAAGAAUUGGAAUCAAGAAGUCAAAGAACAUGCUAUAUUCUGGAACUAGCCUGGCCUCUGUUGAAUCCUUAACCGUGCCUCUUGUUCAGGUAGUUGUUCUUUCAGCAGAUAUUCGAUGUGCAGAAUGUCAAAGGAGAGUAGCUGACAUAAUGUCAAGAAUGAAUGAGGUAGAGACACACAUGACUGAGAAGCAGCAAUGCAGGAUAAGCGCACGUGGAAGAUUUAGACCAUCUGAUGUGGCGACAAAGCGAAGGAAAAAGAUGAACCACAGCGUUGAAAUACUGGACACUCCGGACUCGGACUUCGGCAGCAGCAAAGAACAGGAAGACCCGACGCCAGUGGUGGCUGGCCAACAUGCACUCCCACUUCUUAUCCUCUUAUGAUGUUGUCGUACAAAAUUCCUCGUGCCAUUAUAGUACGCGUGAUCAAACCAUUCCUCAUGAAAUUUGGCAGAUGCAACUGAAAUAGGAAGGAAACUAAAAAUUCAAGCAGGCAUAUGGACAAUUGAAGUAAAAUGUGAAUGAUUGGUGUAGAGAUGUACAAAUGCAAUUCAAUAUUUAUGUACUUAGGAACAACAUAGGUAGUAGGAAAAAAAAAUCCACAAAUAUGAGUUCUGCAAAACACUUCAUUUGUAGUUUGUAAAUGAUAGAAAUUUAAUUAACAAAACUAGAGGAUGCGGGCAAAGCAUUUU
Messenger RNA from Populus euphratica (Euphrates poplar), 1000 nucleotides. RefSeq lists its product as uncharacterized. The record is from RefSeq and is a predicted model, not a curated record. NCBI's taxonomy places the organism in Eukaryota, Viridiplantae, Streptophyta, Magnoliopsida, Malpighiales, Salicaceae. Gene Ontology annotation, molecular function: metal ion binding. The transcript has 3 exons. The coding region runs from base 276 to 692 and encodes 138 amino acids.